This is a messenger RNA of Strigops habroptila (Kakapo), 1399 nucleotides long. RefSeq names its product heparan sulfate-glucosamine 3-sulfotransferase 6 (gene HS3ST6). The record is from RefSeq and is a predicted model, not a curated record. Gene Ontology annotation, molecular function: [heparan sulfate]-glucosamine 3-sulfotransferase activity. The coding region runs from base 18 to 983 and encodes 321 amino acids. Lineage: Eukaryota; Metazoa; Chordata; Aves; Psittaciformes; Psittacidae. The transcript has 2 exons.
GCCGGUUGCGGCCCCCGAUGGGAUGUAGCGGGCGGCUGCUGGGACCCGUCGGGGGCCGCCGCGCCUCGCUGCUCCUCACCAUGAUCCUCUUCUUCACCUACUUCUUCUACUGCCUGCCGGGGCCCUGCGAGCCGCUGCCGCCCGCCCUGCUGCUGCCGCCGCCCGCCGCGCUCCCCGACGGCGCGGGGCUGGGGGCUGCGGGCGGCGGCAGCCGGCGGUUCCCGCAGGCCAUCAUCGUGGGGGUGAAGAAAGGCGGGACGCGGGCGCUGCUGGAGUUCCUGCGGGCGCACCCCGGGGUGCGGGCGGUGGGUGCCGAGCCCCACUUCUUCGACAGGUGCUACGAGAAGGGGCUGCGCUGGUACAGGAGCCUGAUGCCACGCACACUGGAGGGGCAGAUCACCAUGGAGAAGACCCCCAGCUACUUCGUCACCAAGGAAGCUCCUCGGCGCAUCUACAACAUGUCCCGGGACACGAAGCUGAUCGUGGUGGUGCGGAACCCGGUCACUCGUGCCAUCUCGGACUACACGCAGACGCUCUCCAAAAACCCCACCAUCCCCAGCUUCCAGGCCCUGGCCUUCAAAAACAUCAGCACGGGACUGAUCGACACCAGCUGGAGCGCGGUGAGGAUCGGGAUCUAUGCCAAGCACCUGGAUAACUGGCUCCAGUACUUCCCCCUCUCCAAAUUUCUCUUUGUCAGUGGGGAGAGGCUCGUCAGCGACCCGGCUGGGGAGAUGGGCCGUGUCCAGGACUUCCUGGGUCUCAAGAGGGUGGUGACAGACAAACACUUCUAUUUUAAUGAGACCAAGGGCUUUCCCUGCCUGAAGAAGCCGGAGGGCAGCAGCAAGCCCCGCUGCCUGGGGAAAUCCAAGGGGCGGCCGCAUCCCAAAAUCGACGUGCAGGUGGUCCAGCGCCUGCGGGAGUUUUACAGACCCUUCAACAUGAAGUUUUAUCAGAUGACAGGGCAGGACUUUGGCUGGGACUGAGCCAUCCACAGGACACAGCACCAUGCUGGGAACUGGUCUGCCCAGCUGCAUGUGGAGCCAGGACUGUGGUCCAGGGAUGCUCAUGGCUGCUGUGGUGCAGGGAUGCUCAUGGCUCCUGUGGUCCAGGGAUGCUCAUGGUCCAGGGAUACUCAUGGAUGCCAUGGUCCAGGGAUGCUCAUGGCUCCUGUGGUCUAGGGAUUCUCAAGGCUGCCAUGGUCCAGGGGUGCUCAAGGCUGCCGUGGUCCAGUGAUGCCCAUGGCCAUCCCACCACCAACCUCCUCCCUUCAUUCUAAUUUAUAUUGGACCUUUUCUGGCAAGAAACGGACCUUUCUGGAGUAGAGAGAAAUAUUUAAGAAAUAAAACCACAGACGCCCCCUCUCCCCUCCCUGACCAGAUUAAAUAUUCUUCCAUAUAAA